Molecule: messenger RNA, 1370 nt
Organism: Paramecium sonneborni
Lineage: Eukaryota; Ciliophora; Oligohymenophorea; Peniculida; Parameciidae
Source: the annotation of a GenBank genome assembly
AUGUAAUUAUGUUAAUUAGAAAAAACACAUAAAAUUUCUAACAGCAAGUUUUUUUGUUAUCAUAAACAGACAAAGGAUACUUAUAUAUUAACUAUAUAACCUCCAAGCGAAUUUAAUAGAUUAGUUUAUCAUUUGAAUCAUCCAAAUUUAUUACUAGUGGAAGAGUAUUGGGAGGAGAGAGGAUAAAUUUGUUCUGUACAAAGAUGUUAAACAAUAAAUGAUUUGUAAGAAGUAAUGAAUAAUAUAAAAUUAGAUAAUGUAAAACAAUAAGUUCUCAGAAAAUACUAUAUUGACAAUAUUAUACCAGAUCAUCUCAGCAAUGUUCUAUUUAGAAGAAUAACAAGUACCAGUGACAGUAUCAUUGAAUAAUGUAUUUUUGGAUGAGUAAUUAUAAGUGAAAGUAUAAUCAUAUUAUUAAUUAUUAGAUAGAUGUUUUAAAUAUAGUUAAUGCAUAACUUUCAUUUGCAUCUCCUGAAGUUUUAAGAAAAGAGAUUGAAUCAUCAGGCAUAUGGAGUGUAGGAUGUGUAGCAUAUUAUUUAAUGAAAUCUGAGUUGCCUUUUUCAGGAGCAAAUGAGAGAUCUAUAGCUUAUAACAUAAUAUAUAGAGAACCACCUCCUAGUGAUUUUUAAGAGUUCCCAUUAGUUAGUGCAUUGUUGAAAGUUAUAUUUAUAAAGAAUUGGAAGAGAAGAGCAACUACAAAAUAAGUUUUAUAAUUUUUGGCUUCAAAAUCUGCAAGUGUAUAGGAACCUGUUAAAUUAUUGAGAUCUCCAUAAUCAUCAGAAUAAUUUGGAAAGAAUAAAUCAAGUAUGAUACUUAGUUAAAUUGAUAAAGUGGAAUAUUCAGAAAAAUAAACUGACAGUAUAAAAAUGGAUGAUAAAUAAUCUCCAUUAGCUAAAGUUCUUACAUUAUAAGAAUUUGAAGAACAAUUAUCUCGUAUGAAAGGAAGACCUUAAUCUUCAAUGAUAGAUGAAUCAAAUGAGAUUAUUAAUAAAAUUAAAAGAAUGAGACCUAAUUCUGCAAUUACAUUAUCUGGAAAAGAGUUUGUUAAAAAAAAUAUAAAAGAAGAAAUCAAUUAAAGAAGAUAAGUACAAAGUUCAAAGCCUUUUUUAGUAAAAAAGAAUACUGAAAACUUUACAAAACAUCAUAAAGAGAUUUCAAUUGAUUUAGAUAAUGCAGAUAAGUUAAAGCAUAGUGAUACUAUAAGGGUGUAUAAUUUAGAAUAUUAAGACAAUAUAAUGCAUCCAACUAAGAAUAAUAAAGUAUUUAUGAAAAUAUUAAAACCAAAAAUGGUUUCUGCAGCCGAUUAUCCAAAAGAAUAAAUUUAAGGAAUGUAAAAAUGGAGAAACAAAAUGAAUUCAAUGCUAAUAUGA